UCAAGGGCCGGUCCGUAGAUAGCAAAAUUAUUAUAAGAAAUUCAGAUUCAGAAUGAAUCAAGCAGGCGUAGUGGCUUGUUGCGCCGUUUGUAAACAGCAAACUCAUCGUAGAUGUGCUCGCUGUCUUAUCGUUUAUUAUUGUAAUACUGAACAUCAGAGAGAGGAUUGGCGGAGACAUAAAAGUAAGUGCGCACCCAAGUUGCAAAAACAAGGCUCUCGAAACGGCAUAGUAGCCGAAUUUCCGCCUGUCAGUUCUGAAGAUCUAAAGAGAUCAACUUCUGAAAAUCUUAAUAUUUGUGUAUUAGAAAAACAGGACAAAUCUAAUGAAAAGACGUUGGCCAGUGAAUGUAGACAUACGAAAAAGAAAACUGGAAAAAGUUUGAGAAUAGAGGGUAGUGAAUCUAGUCUUGACACUAAAAGUGAAUCUAAUUGUUUAAACUUUAAAAACGAAGCCCUUAGUAGUAAAGAAGUUUUAAAAAAUAGUGUAAUCUCAAGUGUAGUGUAUACAAAUAAAGACUUGUCAAAAGUAAGUGCCAUAACAUAUGAAGGUUCAUCAGAACAAGAGAUUUUAAGUGAGAAAGCUCAGCAAUUAAACACAGUGGAGUUUUCGGGAACAACAGAUGUUUUGUCUACUGUGAAGAGUGAUGUAAAGAUGCCUGAACUACCUCGAGAGCAUCAAAGCAAAAUUAAAGAGUAUCCAGAAGCUUCAUUAAAAGGCAGCUCAGCACCAUUUUCCAAUAUGGUGAAUAGCUAUUAUAUGGAUCAAACAGACCCAUCUUAUGAUAUAUGUCAAAGGGUGAUACGGGACAUGACACAGUAUGGUGUGUGUGUUUUAAACAACUUUCUUGGUAAAGAAAGAGGACUUUUAGUUCUACAAGAAGUUUUAGAUAUGUACAGAUCAGGAAUAUUUACAGCAGGUCAGUUGGUGUCAAAUCCUGUCAGAACAGAGGCUCAAACCAUACGAAGUGACAGGAUAACAUGGAUAGAUGGCAAAGAGAAACACUGUUAUCACAUAGGACAAUUAAUUAGUCAAGUUGAUAAUAUAAUUCUCAAAGCUAACAAAAUGGUUAAUAAUGGCAAGAUGGGAAACUACAUCAUCAAUGGAAGAACGAAGGCAAUGGUGGCAUGUUAUCCCGGCUCGGGCAGCCAUUAUGUGAAGCACGUGGAUAAUCCAAACAAAGAUGGCCGCUGCAUCACUGCCAUAUAUUAUCUGAAUCUCGACUGGGACGUUAAGCGAUGCGGGGGUUUGCUUAGGGUAUUUCCCGAAGGUACAAAUCAAGUGGCGGACAUAGCGCCGAUAUUCGAUAGGAUGCUGUUUUUCUGGUCAGACAGGCGGAAUCCACACGAAGUGCAACCUGCCUACGCAACUAGAUAUGCUAUCACACUAUGGUAUUUCGACUCCCAGGAAAGAGAAGAGGCACUGCGGAAGUACAAACGCGGACAGCCAUCUUCAAGCAAGUGAUGGCGGUUCGACGAGCUCGCAUUUAGCUUGAGCUCAAUUACAAAACUCCGAACAGGGUCAACACACUACAACACAAUGUCAUAUGCAUGUGUCAACGUCACAGGAAGCAAUUUAUUUUUAAUGAUACUGAAUAGGCAUAUUUCGAAUUUUCAAACAUGAUUCAUUUGCGGCCAGUAUUAUUUUAGAAUGUUUUGACACAUGCCGUACGUAAAUGACAAUUGGCUCAUAGCGUAUUUUGUCUAUGUGUGCCCAAAUUGUUUGUCCUGCCCCAAAUUUCUGCACUUAGAUUUAGGCGCGAAAAAUAAAAAGCGCUAAUGUUUUAUAUCGAAGGUUCGCCCAUAAAUUUAUUAUUUAAACAUUAUUCUAAGCAUCUUUAUGAUGAAAGUCUUAUGUAACAUUAUACAUUGAGUAUUAUAUUCAUAAUUUAGCUCAAUUCGCUGAUGUAUUCUUCUUACUUUUCUAUUUUCAUUCUAUUUUUUAGUUUAGUUCCUCCUCCUCCUCCUUAGUUUUCUUAGAUCUAUACAAGACAUCAGUGAGUUAAAAAUUCACGAGAUUUUCAAAUGUAAAGUAUUUAUUUAUUAAACAUUGAUUAUUGUUAACUAUUUAAAUAUAUAAAUAUAUGUUGCAAUAUCUUAAUUGAAGUAUUAUAAAUAAUUCUGUCUUUUAUUAAGGUAUGUUUUGGAUUUGUAAAUAUUAACAGUUACAGAGGAGUAAUGAAAUGUAUAUAUGUACUGAUUUUUAUACAUAGGAUUCUAAUUAAA
This is a messenger RNA of Pieris brassicae (large cabbage white), 2223 nucleotides long. It is a transcript of the gene Hph, whose product is annotated as egl nine homolog 1. Gene Ontology annotation, cellular component: cytoplasm; nucleus. NCBI's taxonomy places the organism in Eukaryota, Metazoa, Arthropoda, Insecta, Lepidoptera, Pieridae. The transcript has 7 exons. The coding region runs from base 53 to 1462 and encodes 469 amino acids. Gene Ontology annotation, biological process: peptidyl-proline hydroxylation to 4-hydroxy-L-proline; cellular response to hypoxia. The record is from RefSeq and is a predicted model, not a curated record. Gene Ontology annotation, molecular function: peptidyl-proline 4-dioxygenase activity; L-ascorbic acid binding; ferrous iron binding.